Molecule: messenger RNA, 1503 nt
Organism: Lutra lutra (Eurasian river otter)
Lineage: Eukaryota; Metazoa; Chordata; Mammalia; Carnivora; Mustelidae
Product: centrin-4-like
Exons: 5
Coding region: 135-641 (168 amino acids)
Biological process (GO): nucleotide-excision repair; centriole replication; mitotic cell cycle
Cellular component (GO): centrosome; centriole
Molecular function (GO): calcium ion binding
Source: RefSeq, a predicted model, not a curated record
CAGGCCUGGGUGGGCGGGGCUGCUUGAGGGGGUGGUGACAGCGGCCUUAGCAACGGUUUCUGAACUGUGUAGACUGCAGUUGGGCUUCGCGGCUGGCGGCUGGGAGGUCCCGGCUGACCUCACUGGUUGGUGACAUGGCAUCCAACUACUGCACAGGUUCAGACCAAUGGAAGAAAAGAGCAGCAAAACUUGAACCGAAUGAAACCCAAAAGCAAGAAAUUAAAGAGGCCUUUGAUUUAUUUGAUGUUGAUGGGUCUGGAACCAUAGAUGUGAAAGAACUGAAGAUUGCCAUGCAAGCCUUAGGAUUUGAUCCAAAGAAAGAAGAAAUUAAAAAAAUGAUAGCUGAAAUCGACAAAGAAGGAUUUGGCACCAUUACUUUUGAAGAUUUUUUUGCCAUAAUGAGUGUAAAAAUGAGUGAAAAAAAUGAAAAAGAAGAAAUACUGAAGGCUUUCAAAUUAUUUGAUGAUGAUGAUACUGGAAGCAUAACACUAAACAAUAUCAAGAGGGUUGCUAAGGAAUUGGGGGAAAAUUUAACAGAUGAUGAACUUAAGGAAAUGCUUGAUGAGGCUGAUCGUGAUAGGGAUGGAGAGAUAAAUGAGGAAGAAUUUUUGAGAAUGAUGAAAAGGACCACUCUUUAUUAAUACUUUUUUUUAUUCCUUCUGGAAAGUUGUUAACAACUUCGUAUUUGCUAUAUGGUUCUAUCAUAUCUGAAUGUAUUAUCAAUUUUUAGUUUAUAUGCACAGAUUGGUCUCUUGAUGUCUAAUCCAUGUGAGAAGUUUCAUGUUUCUACCAAUCUUUUGUUAAAUCCAUAGCAUCAAGAGACAAAAUGUAAUGAUUUCUGUGAACCAUGGAUCUCAAACCAGUAUUAAUUCUAACUGCUACUUUUAGAGCUCUAGGGUCUAAAGACUUAGAAUUUUUUUAAGUUUAAUGAAACUGACCCCACAUCCAAAUGAAUUUUGCAAACAAGCAAUUAGUUUCCCUAUUAUUUUCCUUUUGUGCAACUCUUUAAAUCUGAUAAAUAUUUGCUUUUUAAUCAGUUAUUCAGAUAUGUUAAGUAUUAAGUAAAAUUGCCUAGCACUAUAUUAUUUGCUAGUUUUUCUCUUAUAAGGAAAUUCAAAGCAGCACUGUACUGUGUAGAUUUUCCUAUAAGUUUGACCCCUCAUGUGAGCAUUUAAUCUGCAUGGGAGGUGCUAGGGAUUUUACACAUGUUAUCUCAGUGUUACAACUUAGAAGCUGGUAGUAUUAGCUCCAUUUUACUACAUAGGAGAAAACUAAAGUUCAGAGAACUUAAAAAUUGCCCAGUUGUUCAUAGAUAAUAAAUAAAACAUGGAUAAAUCUUGGAUCGUUAUGCUUCACUAUGCAGCUUCCCUAUAGAAAACAAAAAUCUCAGGAUAACUUAAAUAUAUAUUUUCUAACUCAUUUAAUAUUAUGACUCUUGUAAUUUAACUUUGUUUUUGUUUUGUUUUUUUUUAUGAAAGAACCAAACUGUUGGGAAAGGCAGUC